Messenger RNA from Rhinichthys klamathensis goyatoka, 3889 nucleotides. It is a transcript of the gene pkn1b, whose product is annotated as protein kinase N1b. The transcript is spliced from 22 exons. NCBI's taxonomy places the organism in Eukaryota, Metazoa, Chordata, Actinopteri, Cypriniformes, Leuciscidae. Gene Ontology annotation, biological process: signal transduction; protein phosphorylation. Gene Ontology annotation, molecular function: ATP binding; small GTPase binding; protein serine/threonine kinase activity. The coding region runs from base 217 to 3288 and encodes 1023 amino acids. The record is from RefSeq and is a predicted model, not a curated record.
AAAGCUCGUCUCUGAACCGGAAGUUGGUUGAGAGAUUUCAAAAGCGAUCCAUCCACGUGCCAAUGUAUAAGUGUGUGUGUGUGUAAACGGCAAACAUCUCUCAUGUGUCGCGUCGAGAUGAACAGGAAGCUGUUGCUGUCGUUCUCUCUGAGCGGAAGCUGUUGGUGUUUAUGGUGUCGGAGGCUCUGGUAGCAGACCCUACAGGAGUGUGUGGCGAUGGAUAGUGAAGGAGAUGUGGGAGAUUGUGCUCUGGAGGACAUUCCCUCCAGCCCGGUGGAGACCGAACAUGUGGAUUCAGACGGCCUGUCGGUGCUGGAGCAGCUGGGUUUGGACCAGAACUCAGAUCUGUCAGACUCCAGUGUUCAGCAGCGACUGGACGAGCAGCGCGAGAGGAUCCGGAGGGAGAUCCGGAAAGAGCUGAAGAUCAAAGCGGGGGCGGAGAACCUGCGGCGGGCCACGACUGACAAACGCAACGCCCAGCAGGUGGAGAGCCAGUUACGCAGCUCCACACGCAAACUGGACUCGCUGCACACUCAACUGCAGGAGCUGGACGCACACAUCGUCAUCAAGGGCCACGACGACAGCAAAGAUGACCUUCAGUCUCUCGGGUCGCCGAGUCGCUCCUCAGCCAAUCAGGACAGGAUUAAGGCUCUGGAGCGACAGCUCAACAUCGAACUGAAGGUCAAACAGGGGGCAGAGAACAUGAUCCCCAUCUACGCCAAUGGGGUUACCAAGGAUAAGAAGAUGCUCCAGUCGGCUCAGCAGAUGCUGCAGGACAGUAAGACGAAGAUCGACAUCAUCCGAAUGCAGAUCCGGAAAGGCGUGCAGGCCACCGAACAGACCGACGACACUCAGGCAGGUAAGCCGGAUCUGUGUGGGAUGGAGCUGCGUAUUGAGGAGCUCUGGCAUCAUUACCGUGUGGAACACGCCAUGGCCGAGGGAGCCAAAAACAUGCUGAGACUCAUGGGAGCUGGGAAAGCACAGGACAAGAAAGCCAUUGCUGAGGCUCAGAGUCGUCUGAGUGAAGCGUCCCAGCGGUUGGAUCUGCUGCGGGUGUCAUUGGAGCAGCGCUUGGGGGAUCUGCCGGAGGAACACCCGAAAGCCUGUCUGAUUAAAGAGGAGCUGGUGCUGGCGUCGUCCUCGGCCUUCAGCUCUCGUCACAGCGCCCCCUACGUCCACAACCAGUACAGCACCAUCUGCAAACCCUCGCCGCUCACCGGUACGCCAGACACACACACACACACACACGUCCUCGGCCUUCAGCUCUCGUCACAGCGCCUACUACGUCCACAACCAGUACAGCACCAUCUGCAAACCCUCGCCGCUCACCGGUACGCCAGACACACACACACACACACACACACGUCCUCGGCCUUCAGCUCCCGUCACAGCGUCCCCUACGUCCACAACCAGUACAGCACCAUCUGCAAACCCUCGCCGCUCACCGGGACACUGCAGGUGCGUCUGCUGGGGUGUGUGGGGCUCCUGGAGCUCGUCCCGGGUCGCAGUCGCUCGUCCCCGCUCGUCCUGCCUCACUUCAGUCCAGGAGACGCGCGCCCCUUCAAACUCACUCUGAGCAGCAGAACCAGCAGCUUCAGCCUGAAGAUCCCCAGCAAGAGUGAAGACCUGUCCGGGGAGGUGAGCGCUGUGUUGAAGCUGGAGAACUGUGUGGUGGGACAGACGAGCUGGAAGAGUGUUGGUGAACAGACCUGGAAUCAGAGCUUCACUCUGGAGCUGGAGAGAUCCCGAGAGAUGGAGAUUGCGGUGUACUGGAGGGACUAUCGCUCGCUCUGCGCUCUGAAGUAUCUAAAGCUGGAGGAUUUCCUGGAUAACCAGAGACACCGGAUACAGCUGGAGCUGGAGCCACAGGGACUUCUGCUGGCCGAGGUGAUGUUCAUCAACCCUGUGAUCGAGAGAGGUCCACGUCUGCAGCGCCAGAGGAAGGUGUUUUCUAAACAGCAGGGGAAAGCGUUCCUGCGCGCUAAACAGAUGAACGUAGACAUGGCCACGUGGGUCCGGCUGCUGAAGAAUGCCAUUCCCAUGAGCUCGUCCACACACAGCUACACACAACACAGCCACACACACAACAGCAGCGAGAUUUCCAUUCAGAAGAUCCAGCUGGACGACGACUCUCCCCCGUCUGUGACCAGGAAAAACACACAGGGGUCCGAGACGGUGGACAUUGGGCUGGUGCCGGAGCCGGUCUCUCCUCCUGAUCCCGCUCCUCCUGAGAGGAAUGUCAGGAUCACUUCCUAUAACUCCCAGCGCAGGUCGUCCAAAAGCCCCCUGUGUCUUCAGGAUUUCCGAAUGAUCGCAGUGCUCGGCCGGGGACAUUUUGGCAAGGUCCUUCUGUCUGAAUACAGACACUCAGGAAAGAUGUACGCCAUCAAAGCCCUGAAGAAAGGGGACAUUGUGGCGCGGGACGAGGUCGAGAGUUUAAUGUGCGAGAAGCGCAUCUUCGAGGCGGUGAACAGCGCGCAGCAUCCGUUCCUGGUGAACCUGUUUGCAUGUUUUCAGACGCCGGAACACGUGUGUUUCGUCAUGGAGUACACGGCCGGCGGUGACCUGAUGAUGCACAUACACGCCGACGUCUUCUCGGAAACACGCUCCGUGUUUUAUUCUGCCUGUGUUGUUUUGGGGCUUCAGUUUCUUCAUGAUAAUAAGAUUGUGUAUCGAGAUCUGAAGCUGGAUAACCUGCUGCUGGAUACUGAAGGCUAUGUGAAAAUCGCAGACUUCGGUCUCUGUAAAGAGGGAAUGGGUCAUGGGGACAGAACCAGCACAUUUUGUGGCACUCCAGAGUUUCUUGCUCCUGAGGUUUUGACUGACACGUCCUACACGAGAGCCGUGGACUGGUGGGGUCUCGGCGUGCUCAUUUACGAGAUGCUGGUCGGAGAGUCACCGUUCCCAGGUGACGAUGAGGAGGAGGUGUUUGACAGCAUUGUAAACGAUGAAGUACGUUACCCAAGAUUCCUCUCCACCGAGGCCAUUGGCAUCAUGAGACGACUGCUGAGGCGUAAUCCCGAGAGACGCCUGGGCUCCGGGGAAAAAGACGCAGAGGACAUACGGAAACAACCGUUCUUUAGAAAUAUGGACUGGGAUGCGCUUUUGCAGCGGCGAGUUCCUCCUCCGUUCGUUCCCGCCUUGACAGGAAAAGAAGACGUCAGUAACUUCGACUCCGAGUUCACCAACGAGGCUCCGACGCUGACACCUCCUCGUGAGCGCCGGAACCUCUCGCGCAAAGACCAGGACUACUUCAGGGACUUCGACUAUGUCUCGGACUUCUGCUAGGGCACAAGGGUGCAAACUGAGGCUGCUAGGUGUGGGAGAUAACGUCCUAGCGUGGUUCUCGCACCUUAGUUCCCAUCAAGGGUGCGUAUCCUGAGGAUUCACUCAGAGAAACAGGGACGCUGACAGGCUAAACGCCUCUGAUGACUGUAGAAGGCACAUCAAACAUGAAGAGAUUCAAGAAUCCAGAUAAUGUGAAGCUCUGCGGUGUAUCUGAAAGCUAGUGGCCAGGAUGUUUUCUCAUCCUAUUUUGGCAGGAUUUUCAGAUGGUCAGUCAGGCUUGUUCAUGACAUUUCCCCAAAUCAGUACCAGACGCUCAAGUAGUCGACUGGGAUCUCAUUACUAGACUGCUGCAGGGAUGAUGUAUUUUUGUGGUCCUAAACCCAGAAACAAGCCUUUUAGCACGUUCAGUUCCAUCACCCUGAAGUCAAUGGGUUUUUUAAAUGGGUUUUGCCUGAAAUAAGGUCUGUGGUGAACACAAGCUUCAACGAUAUUUUCACUUUUUAUGGUGCGGCAUAUAGUACAUCAAUAAUGUAUAAUACAUAAUAUGAUUUUUUUUUUUUCGUCUUCAAAUAAAGCAUUUGCUAACAAGCGUUAAUCGGAC